AUGGCUCCCGCCGCUGUCAGCCCUAGCCCUGGCCAUAUGCGCUUCAUCCCCUUCACCUACGACCCCGCCGAUUCCCAUGCCUCCGCCCUCAAGCUCAUCCACGCCAUUGCACCGCACUGGGCCAAUGACGAUCAUGUCGAAUUCGUCCGCUUCACAGACGGCAUCACAAACACCCUUCUCAAGGCCGUCAACCGCCGCCCAGGCCUUUCCCCUGCCGAGAUCGAUCGCGAGGCCAUACUCCUUCGCGCCUACGGCAACGGCACCGACAUUCUGAUUGACCGCGAGCGUGAGGCCGCCAACCACGAGCUGCUCAUGAAGUAUAACCUCGCCCCCGCUCUUCUUGCCCGUUUUGCCAACGGCAUGCUUUACCGCUUCAUCCCCGGAAGCGUCGCUCAACCCAAGGAUCUGCCCGAUCGCAUUCUCAGUAAAGCUAUUGCACGUCGUCUGGCGCAAUGGCACGCCACUGUUCCUUGCCUGCCCGACAUUAGGAACCCAGCUACCAGCAUCGAAUUGACUGGCAACUCUAACAAAGCCAAAAUAGCCAACGUCGCGCCGGGCAAGCCUACUCCCAAUUUGUGGUCGACAAUCCAGAAAUGGAUACUUGCUCUGCCCGUCGACACUGACGCCGAGCGCGAGCGCCAGAGCAAGCUGCAAAAAGAGCUGCAGCUUCUCGUCCAGCAACUCAGCCAACGCCCAGGGUUUGGGCAGAAUGGUCUUGUUUUUGCGCACUGCGAUCUGUUGAGCGCCAAUGUCAUCAUGCACAACGACGAUAAUAAGCCUUUAUCCGUAAGCUUCAUUGACUACGAAUACGGCACGCCAUCUCCCGCCGCUUUUGAUAUUGCCAACCACUUCGCCGAAUGGGCCGGUUAUGACUGUGACUACGCCGCAAUUCCUAAACGCAGCCAGCGUCUUGCUUUUGUGCGUGAAUACAUCGAGACCUACGCUCAGCUUUCAGGCGCAGGCGAAGAUUUCAAAAUCGAGCGUGAGACGGUCAAGAUGAUGCGGGAUAUUGACGACUUCCGCGGUGUCCCGGGGUUCUACUGGGGUAUUUGGUCCUCGAUCCAGGCCACUAUAUCCAAGAUCGAUUUCGACUAUGCCUCCUACGCAGAGUUACGUCUAGGUGAAUACUGGGCAUGCAAGUACGAGCAAGACGGCUCGCGCAGAGCUUCAGGCAAGGCUAUGCCUUUACGCGAAAUGGCGUGGGCAAGCGAGUAG
Beauveria bassiana ARSEF 2860 is the source of this 1215-nucleotide messenger RNA. RefSeq names its product choline/ethanolamine kinase. The record is from RefSeq and is a predicted model, not a curated record. Gene Ontology annotation, biological process: phosphatidylcholine biosynthetic process; phosphatidylethanolamine biosynthetic process. The coding region runs from base 1 to 1215 and encodes 404 amino acids. Gene Ontology annotation, molecular function: choline kinase activity; ethanolamine kinase activity. The transcript has 2 exons. Gene Ontology annotation, cellular component: cytoplasm. NCBI's taxonomy places the organism in Eukaryota, Fungi, Ascomycota, Sordariomycetes, Hypocreales, Cordycipitaceae.